Molecule: messenger RNA, 4620 nt
Organism: Aspergillus novofumigatus IBT 16806
Lineage: Eukaryota; Fungi; Ascomycota; Eurotiomycetes; Eurotiales; Aspergillaceae
Product: ribosome biogenesis protein URB2
Exons: 2
Coding region: 93-4535 (1480 amino acids)
Biological process (GO): ribosome biogenesis
Cellular component (GO): nucleolus
Source: RefSeq, a predicted model, not a curated record
CUGAUAACGAAGCAAAGAACACCCCACUUUCUUCCUUUACUUUGAUUUGGGAGAGACGAACGGGGAGUUCUGUCUGCAUAAUCUCGGACGAGAUGCCCUCGGUCGCGGAGCGCCCGCGCUCGUCGCAGGAAACUCUACUGCGGCUCGAAAAAGGCACCGCUUCACCUUUAGCACAGAUUAACGACGCUGCUCACAUUAUCGGACUUGAUCUAAGCCUGUGUACGACACAUCUGGAAUUCAAUCGAACCGGACAUAUCCAGACCAAUGCCGCCCCGAAAGAAGAAUGGGUUCUCCGGUGGUUGUUGAAGAAGCUGCGGGCAGGGAAAAGCCAUCGUGUCGAACCGGCCUCAUUUCUCCUUCUGCGACAGUUGAUCGAUCUGAUCCCUCCAAAGACCCUAGCGACAAUACUCAAAGACCAGAAGUUUCUAGCGACAUUAAGCGACGUGAUUACAGAUCUGGAGGAAGAUAUUUUCGCAACUCUCGAGAAUGGAAAGGCUGAGGAUCUGCGCUUUGGUUCGGAGUCGAGCGAUACUUUGGGCGAUUCACCACAUGACGACAGGAAGGGAACUAAGAGAAAGAGAGCCGAUGCCGACGACCAAGAUGCUAUGGAUAUCGACCAGCAGCCGCAGACAUCCUCCUCCUGCUUCCUCUCCUUUAUUCGCGUUUUGGAUUGUCUUUAUAGCUUGGUUACGUUGACGAGUCGGGCAGCGGGUAUCGAUGAAGUUGCCAGCUUGCACUUGAAGCAUGCCCUCCGCGGUGAGCCAGAGUCGGUCGCGAAGCUGCUGGGUCAGUCAUUCAAGCUCGCUGCCAUAGUCUCCAAACAGCUCUUCGACGGACGAAAGACGACCGACUUGCAACAUCUCCUCUACAUCAUCCCGGCCGUGUUGGAGUUGUGGGAAAUGAGAUCUUCCCUCCGGGACGAUUCGGACGCCGGGUCAAGUCAUGAAUCCUUUGCAAAGUAUUGCUUCCAGAAUGCACUCAGGCUUCAGGUCUGUGUACGCUCUAUCAAGCUUGAUACGGACGAGAGGGCUCAGGUCUUACACGGUGUUGAGCGUUUGAUUGCUCUCCAUGUCGUCCUACCGGCUCGUACAGCGUUCUUCGACCGAGGUGGUGCGGGCAUAGACUACUCAAGUGACGAGCCGGACUGGAGCUCCGUCAAGCCCGUGUCGGAGACGUUCAAGCCUAUUCUCUGUGCGACUGAUUCUUCAAAGACCAUCAAGCAGGAGAAGAAGCUCUGGAAAACUGCUGAGCUGCUCCCUGAGUUCCUCGAUAUCGCUACCCGCUCCGUUCCCAGAGACACCUUUCGCCGGCAGACACACGAGGCUCCCUGGUUGGAGACCCUCUUUGUUGCGGUUGCGGAGCUGGCGUUCUCGAUUGUCAAACAGGAGAGUUUGGGUUCAUCGGCCGCCUACGUUUCCGAGUUUGUUAUCAUCCUGGAACAGCUCUUCCGUAUUGUUUUAAACCGGAACGUGCAGCUCUCUCUACACACGCUUCUCACCCAUGCCGCAUACACGGGGCUACUCAAGGAGGGUCUGUCCCCAGUUGAAUGGGGCUUGACGGCCUUGUUAAUCGAACUGGGAGCGGAUAUUUUCUUGCCAAAUUCUGGCCUCAAGGAUUCCGCCAAGUUGCUGAGGGCUCUGCUUGAGAAGAUACUUCUUCAUUGGCGCAGUGGCGUGCGCCGCACAGACAGCAAUUACGAUACCAUUAAGAACGGAAUAGUGAUCCCCUUGCUGCGCGCGUUCCUUGCUGCAAGAGAUCUUCCGACUUUCAUGCAACUAUGGUACGAGCAGUUGAUCGACGUCGAAGAGGCGCGCCUCGCGGAUAGCAGCUUGAGCCUCUUCUCUAUUUGGGAGGACGAUGAUUUGUGUAACGUUUAUAGCGACAUCUUGCGGAGUCCCCUCACACACGCUACUGCUGAUGCGCAGAUGCGAGCAGCUGCAGUGGAAAUAAGAGGCGAGGACGGGAAGAUUUCCUCUGCACCCGGCGCUUUUGCUCAAUUCGUCCUCUUGGAAGCUGGUCUCAGGAACCGAGCCCUCGGUGCUGCGGGCGCGAGAGAAGAGUUGAACUCUAUUCUUGAGACCAUGACGGCGACGCUGUCCUCAAAGCAGAGUUUCCACUGGCGUUGGCGUUUGUGGCGACUGGCUCGCAAUUUACUCGCGAGUAAUGUGCAAUCAGCGGAAGAUCCGCUCAUGGUCGCGACUGUGAAUCUAACCGAUGCGGCGGUGAGCUCAAUCCAGCGUAACCACAAAAAUGGAAUGAAGAAUACAUGCGCUGCAUUGGAAUCGUUCGAAGCGUAUCAAUUCGCGCUGGUCGCUGUCAAGGAAACAACCGACACAGGUCAUUUGGAGAGCUUCCACGUCCUGACCGGCGAGGUUAAGGACUAUAUCGGCACAAUCACCAAGCAAGAUGCUUUGGGAUCCCUAACUUCGCCUUGGAACGGUCGGGUUGAAACGCUAGAUUCAUCAGUGUCUCUUGCCUUGGGCUACUUCCUUACGCUCGUCAGAAGCCCUCAUAUUUGGCCUCAGCUGAAGACUGAUGAUAGGCGCGCUCUUUUCGAGCGCGUUCUGGGUCUAGCAGCGUCACAAAUUCCGUUGCCCUCUAACUUGGAGACUCCUCCGCCGAAUGCAAGAUUUGUCCAGGCAUGGGCCUCAGUCGUUUGCCAUGAAUACCUACUCAACUCGCCGGCAAUCGCAGUGGAUCUCGUUCAUGUACUUUCCAAGCAGUUGAAAGUUGAUAAGGAACAUCGCAGGCUCUAUAUUGAAAGCCUCCAAAGAGUGCCUGGACCGUUGAUCAUGCGGCGCCAAAGAGGCGUGCUUCUGGACUUGCUUCAGGAAAUUCUUGUCCAGGAGGAUAGCAUGACGGAGAUCAAGCUCGGACUCCUGUCGCUGAUGGCCAAACUGGCAGAUAUGCCCAAGACCGCAGCGACUUUCACGAGCGAUUGGGAGCCUAUGUUCACCGCUGCCAAUGCUGUUACGUUGCAGGGAACUGAAAACGAUCUACAGAUUAUGAAAGCGUUCCGCAAUCUACAUCGAGCAGUAAUAUUCAAGCUGCUUGUUCUAUCAGAGGAAGAUCGUGAUAAGCUGUUCAAAAAGAUGUAUCGCAAGGUUUCAGCCAAGGUCCUGAAGUUGAAAUCCCUUGACCACGACUCAAUGGAGUGCUUCUUCUUCAGAAUUUCACUAUCGCAAUUCUGGCUCCGUCGCGAGCAGCUUUCUGGCGCAUUUGUUGAAAAGGAGCUCGACUCCUGCCGCCGGCAUAUGUUUGAUUUGAUUGUGGCUGAAGUUCGGUCUGUCAAGGACCAGUUGAAGAAGAAGAAGAUUGAGGAAACCGUUACGUUGAUCAAGAUCCUUGAUGCUCUGGAGGACUUUGAAGACCUGGUGGCGGAUAGCACUGAGGUUGGGAAAUUCUUGACAAAGAUCGAGAGCUACGUGGAAAGGUCUAUGGACUCCCGAUCUUCGUUGAGAAGGCUCAUAAGACGCCGUGUCUUUACUGGUCGGCGAUCGGACAGAAGCAUCACAGUUCCUGUUGUCCAAUGCGCUGAAACUCUUUCCCUCCAGCAUAUGUUUGGCGAGGAGCAGCAACUUUUCAUCCGAGCGACUACAGAGAAAUUCAAGUUUAUGAGCGUGGAAGAAGUGACCGCGGUGAUUCAAGAAUUACGCGAGCUUGGGUUCGAUGGCAACCGUGCCGCUUAUCGCCUACUUGCUGCUGGUAUUGCAGUCGCUUCACUACCGUCUAUCGAAGACAAGGAGACUUCUGCAGCAAAGGAGUUGUCACUCCUAUGCACGGCAGUUACAGAGUCUCUCUCGCAGAGUACUUCCAUUGAACAUUUUGCUUUCGCCGCAGAGUGUCUGGACAUUCUACUUCGCAACCACACACGUUGCAUUGCGCAAUGGAACAUCGACAGCCUCCUGGCAGCUAUCGCAGUAUGCGCGUCGAGAGCCGGACCCCGCAUCAACCCAGAGUAUGCUGCAACCAUAUACGUCCGGCUCUGUAAGCUGAUGGGAGUGCUGCUGGGACUUCACCGUCAGAAACUCGGCGGGCGUUUCCACUUGAUCCUUCCGGCCAUGCAGCGACUUUUGAACUGCCUUUUCGCCCGCUCCAAGAAGAGAAGUCGACCCAUGCUUUCCGCAAAGGGGCACACGCAGCAGCCGUACUGGCUUGCACCACUGCAGGCUUCACAUGCCGUCCAUUUCACCCGUCUGCUCACCUCGCUCUGCGAUCCCACCGUCUCCGCCGUCUCACGACCCACACAAUCUGGAGGCAGCCGUGAGGCUCUCACUGACCAGACCAAGAAAGCCAAGCGUAUUGCGGGUCAGUAUUUGCAGUACUUGAUCAUGGAGUACGCGCAGAGUUCACUCCGCGGCUCCUUGGUGCCCGAAGUGAAAGCAGCAAUUCUUCCUGGUCUCUAUGCUGUUCUGGACGUGAUGUCGCGGGAUACCAUGCGGGCCAUGAAUGCAGGCUUGGAUGUUUCGGGACGGGCAAUCUUCAAGGGUCUCUAUGAUGACUACGUGAAGUUUGGCAAAUGGAACAAGGGUUGAGGUUGAAUUGGCAUUCCUUCUUAUGUAUACAGAUACCACUUUUCCACUACAUGUGAAAUCAUGAAGAUUUUAUAACACGUAUCAG